This is a messenger RNA of Gadus chalcogrammus (walleye pollock), 1583 nucleotides long. Its product is annotated as neuritin-like protein. Gene Ontology annotation, cellular component: plasma membrane. The transcript has 2 exons. The record is from RefSeq and is a predicted model, not a curated record. Lineage: Eukaryota; Metazoa; Chordata; Actinopteri; Gadiformes; Gadidae. Gene Ontology annotation, biological process: nervous system development; neuron projection extension. Bases 112 to 693 code for a protein of 193 amino acids.
UAACCUCAUACCUGAGGGAACCUCAAAAUAGUACUUAGAAUCGUGCAGCAUCGCUGGUGUAGACGGGGAGUGGUUUAACCUAGUGAUUGUUAGUGCUUGGCACUUGGUUCUAUGAACAUCCUUACUGUACCGAAAGAGAUUGUUGUUUCUCUUUCUUCUGACAAAUAUACUUAUUGUAAGUCGCUUUGGAUAAAAGCGUCUGCUGAACGCCCUGAAUGUAAUGUAAAUGUACCUGUGUUCUCAGGGCUACUCCCCGUGUGUUGGGCGGCAUCAGUUCCUGUUUCCUGUGGCUCAAUCUACAAGAGCUUUGCGGGGUGUCUGGUCACCCUGGGGGACAGCAUGGGGGACACGCAGAAGGACUCCAGCACACAGGACAUCGACGCGAUCUGCAGGUCGUGGAAUGCCUUCCAUGUUUGUGCCAGCUCUGCGCUGUCCGGUUGCCCCGGCGACGCAGCAGCUGUCUGGGAGUCACUCCGCCAGGAGUCCAGAAAGACAGAGUUCUCCGGAAACCUUUACGAUCUGUGUGCCAGCCGCACGACCCUGGCACCCAGCACCCUGCCCCCGUCCCAAGGACCACCCACUUCAGAUCAGACCAAUCAGGAGACGCUGAAAGGCCACUGCUCCAAACAGAGGCCGGUUUCCCCUGUUCUCCUGGUGGCCCUUGCCAGCCUGCUGCUGGCACUCAUGGCCUAGCACUGCCUGGGUGAACACGUGACUUUUGGCUGGCCGGUUAUGGGCGGUUCUGUCUGAUUCUGUCUGGUUCUGGCUUGUUCUGGCCGGUUCUGGCCAAUUCUGUCCGGUUCUAUCUGGUUCUGGCCGGUGCUGGCCGGUUUUGUCUGGUUCUGGCUGCUUCUGGCUGGUUCUGUCUGGGUUUGGCCGGUCCGAACAGGUGGACGUGAUGAACACUUGUACAGGACUCAGUGUGGAUGUGUGGACUUUCCUUCAAGGUUAUUCGUGUUAAGUGACUUUUCUUUUACGCUUAACCUUGAAGAUCACACUGAUGAAGAUUCCAAAAAUAAAAUCUAGAACAAUCCAUCGAAUGGCACAUGAUAAUAUUAUGCAUGUAUUUAGUCUGCUUUGAUCAGGUCUGGAUAAUAAAGGGAGGUUUUGACAUUGAUUUGAUUGACAGGUUUUCAGCUCUGUCGGAGAUCCAAUAGUUGUUUUGUUUCUUAACAAAGGACAUCUUACUUUGUGAAGACAGAAUAUAUUUUUUUACUGAAAACAUUCCCCAUCCUGUUAAAAUCAGGGCUUUCCUCAAUAUGUCAAAGUCUGACCUAAACAUAUUCUUCCUUAUAUGUCAAAACCUAUUCUUAAUGAAAUUUUAAAAUGCAAAGCAAGGCAUUCUAUACAUAAUGAUAACAACAGUAUUUUAUUUUUUCAUUGCAUAUGUUCAAUUAUUAACACAUUGAUUUUUGUACAAAAUCUAUGAUUUUGUGCAUAACGUAAGUAAUUAGCACAAUUCCCUCCUUCAAAAACCGCCAAACCUUGUGAUACAAUUUAAAUCUCAUUAUUUGUAUGGGUCAUUAAAGAAUGACUAAAUACGCAGAUGUUUCUAACACUAAGUAAUAAAAUCUCUUUGGAGU